AUGGCUGGUAAAACUUCACUUGCACAACUUCUUGAAAAACAACUUUUGACUGAUUGUCCUGAUAUGAGAAUCAUUAGAAUUUCAUUAUUGUGGAUGGAGGAUGAUGAUCCAAAUUGGAAAUUUUCUGACCACUUCAGUUGGCUCAUGAGAGGAACUGGUUGGCAUCAAUUUGUAGCAGAAUGUUCACAUAUUGAAACUGUUUUAAUUGUUGAUGAGGAUAUCCAACAAUAUAGUAGACUAUAUAUUGUAGCAUUUGCAUCUUAUGGUUAUCAUGGUGCAUAUGAUUAUAGUCCAAACAGUAAUGAUAUUAUGAAAGUUUCACCUUUUCAACUGAGUGAACAUAGCACAUGGGGAUUGAAAGAGAUUUGGUUCACUUCUGAAGAAUACAAUGAUUAUGUAACAAAUUUCUCUAGAAGCAAGUUGAAUUUAUCAUCACAACAGGAUGAAGAUAAUUUGCUAAAUUAUAUUAGACAAUGUACUUUAUGUCACCCAGGAUUAGUCACAUUCAUAUUAAAUCACAUAUUUGAAGGAUUUAUAUCUCAGAUUAAACAAAAUGGAAAAAGAUUAACAUUUUCUGAAAUAUUUAAAUAUUUAAAAUCAUAUAAUUUUUAUGCAAAUUUAAUGGGAACCAGGGCUGCUCUUGGCCUUAAAAACAUGGACAAAGAUGAAACAUAUUUAUGUGAUACUGUAUUGUUUAAUCCAACUGGAAUACCAAUCCGUCUUGAGACAGUCCCUAAUUAUGGACAUUUAUAUAAGACCAAUUUAUUAUCAAUUGUAGCUUCUGGGCCCAAUUAUUAUGAUAAAUUCCUUGAUUUUGCAGCUCCUUUACUUAGAGUUGCAUAUUUGCAAACCAGAGUGGGUUCAACAAAUCAUUCAACUAAAGCACCAGAAACAUUUAGAGAUUUUUUGAAAUUGACAUUUGUCAAUAUGAAUCCUGAAACUCUUUGCAGAUCCCUUGGUGUUGGUAGUGAUGAUUGGGCAAUUGAACUCUUACGUGACAGUCAGAACAUUAAAGAACACAUUAAUAGAUUUCAAAAAGGUGGCAAAUAUGAUUCAAUCAUUGAUAUUGCCAAAGAAUAUGUGGUUAUCAAUAUAACCCAGGAUAAACGACAUUCUUCAUCUUUUUCUGGAAAGAACUACAUAUAUAUAGAAUUUAACCAAGACUUUAAUAAGGUGGUUAUGAAUUUUCCAGAUGGGGAGAAAACAGAAAUGUCUUUAGGAGGUAGUGGAAUAUUAAAUGUUGAAAUGCAAAUUUGA
Molecule: messenger RNA, 1257 nt
Organism: Entrophospora sp. SA101
Lineage: Eukaryota; Fungi; Glomeromycota; Glomeromycetes; Entrophosporales; Entrophosporaceae
Source: the annotation of a GenBank genome assembly